Molecule: messenger RNA, 966 nt
Organism: Effrenium voratum
Lineage: Eukaryota; Dinophyceae; Suessiales; Symbiodiniaceae
Source: the annotation of a GenBank genome assembly
AUGACCGUCCUGGAAGUCGGAUCCUUUCGGCCGGUGUCGCUGAAGGCAAUUGCACGUGCCAAUGAGCACGCGACAUCGCUGGAGGCGGAAUGCCUGGGCAUCUGCCCCGAGCUUUUCGCGCUGCCAGGCUUCGGGAUGAACUUGGAAUUCGAGGAGCAUCAGAGGAUGGCGAUGCAGCGGCUACUUUCGAAGGCCUCGAGGCAUUUCGCCCAGGACACCCUGAGGGAAAUGGCCUCAGUGGCGCCCGCCGCCCCGCGGCCCGGCUUUGCGCAGCCCUUUGAGGUGCCAUGGGCCUGGCUUGAGGCGUUGCCCGAAAGGCUCCUCCCGGAACCGGGGGUGAAGUGGCAGGACUGGCCAGAUGCCAUGGAUGCGAACUCCAUGCCCACCCUCCGAGCCGGCAAGACCGACGCAGGCGCUCUGCUGAUGCAGCACUUCACGGUCUGGGAUCUGAAGCUUCAGCGCAGGGCACUGGAGAAGAUCCGAAGCCAAGUGCUGCAAGAGCCCACGGAGAAUCUCAACCUGCAGAGCGAGACCGGAGUGCACAACACGUUGCUGGUCCUUCGCUUUCUGCACGACCUGGAAAGUCAUCUGGAGAAGAUGAAUGCAGCUCUGCAGGCCUCUUCGAAUGAGAUCUCGCCCGACUGUGACGAGUGGGCGGCGCUGGAGCUCUUCUGUCGUCCCUGGGUCCUGGUGUCUGGCGGGGUGGAGCUUCUCCGGGUCGAGGAGUUCGUGGACCCCUGCAUCCGCGUCAUGAUGGGCGGCUCGGCGAAGCACGCGGAGCGCGCCGAGCACCGGGUGAAGGUGUUCCUCAAGGCGGUGACGCGAGUGCCGCAAGUCCUGGAGCUUCUGGUACAGAGGCGACGGAAGGAGCUCUGGGGCGAGGAGGCCAGUUUUGACGGGCCCAAUCCGGAGACGACUGCUGCACUUGGGUUUGUCAACUUCGGGUGGUACCGAUGCCCUUUUUAG